UUGUUUCUAGGUGCAAACCUGUCCUUGGGGUCUACUUUUCUCUCAAAUUUCAUCAUUUCUCCUCCACAUGUAGAGAAACACAAAGGGCAGAGAGAAAAUGGCAGAUACAGAGGUGGACUUUGUGAUAGAUUACUUGACGCAGCUAUUGCGGGAAAACACAGAUCUAAUUGCUAUGAUAGAGGAUGAUGUGAAGUCUCUCCUUGGUGAUCUGAAGCAUUUGAAAGCCUUCCUCACAGAUGCCAGCAAGAGCCGUAGCCGCAGUGAAAUUCUUAAACUCUUGGUUAAAGAGUUGAUCGCAGCAGUCUAUGGAGCUGAAAAUUCCAUAGAUAAAUUUUUGAUUGAGGUCAAGUUACACCAGGAAAAAAGACGCAUAAUAAAGGUUAUGGAUCAAGUUACACUUGUUAGAAAAGCUAAGAACUGUUCUGCAGAGAUCAAAUCCAUCAGGGAGAAGUUGAAAGAAACUAAGAGAGACACUGCUUAUGGCCUUUCUAUGUCUCUUCAAUAUGAAGAUCCAAAACGCUGGGCUCCGGUGCUUAAAAGGGCUCCCGUACCAGAGGAGGAUGAUGUAGUAGGCAUUGAUGAGGAUGCUGCUAAAAUAAUCACACGUCUUUGUGAAGGAUCAGCUGAUCUAAAGGUUAUCCCGAUUGUGGGGAUGGCAGGUCUUGGGAAAACAACUCUCGCAAAUAAGAUUUUCAACGAUUCUAGGGUUAAAUGUGCGUUCGACUAUCACAUCUGGGUAUAUGUCUCUCAAUUUUACAACCGAAGAGACCGAUUUCUUGACAUUAUCGACUAUUUCACCAGUUUCACUGAACAAUAUCGAUACGUGACUGAGGACGCUCUAGCUGAAAAAGUACGCAAGCAUUUGCUGGGAAGAAAAUAUCUGAUUGUCUUGGAUGAUAUAUGGACAAUUGAAGCUUGGAAUGAUAUCAAAAUUGUUUUACCCGACAACCAGAACGGUAGUGGAGUCUUGUUGACCACUCGAGACAGCACAUUGGCUGAUCGUUGUAGCAAUAAUUGCCCUUAUUAUUUAGGUUUCCUAGCAGAAAGUGAAUGUUGGGAGUUACUACAAAGGAAGGUUUUCCACAAGAAAACAUGUCCCCCGGACUUGGAAUUUCUCGGGCAGCAAAUAGCUAGGCAAUGUAUGGGGCUACCCCUUGCAAUUUUGGUGAUUGCAGGAGCCCUAAACGGGAGAGGCAAGACAGUAAGUGAGUGGCAUAGAGUUUGUCAAGGUAUGCGUGAAGGCACUAGUGGUCGUUAUUUUCACCUGGGGUCCUAUAACCCGGUGAAGUUGAGUUAUGAUUGUUUGCCUUUCAACUUGAAGGUUUGCUUCUUAUAUUGCGGUGCUUUUCCUAGAGGUUUCGAGAUCCCUGCUUGGAAGAUAGUCCGGUUGUGGAUCGCCGAAGGGUUCAUUGGAGCCCAAAUGAAAAUAAACCUUGAGACUGUAGCAGAGGAAUACUUGGAAGAACUUGUCAGCAAGAACUUACUGAUAGUAACGAAAAGGACCUCCAACAGCCAAAUAAAAACAUGCCGCAUGCAUGACAUAGUACAUGAGUUCUGUACUCUAGUAGCUCGUGAGGAAAAUCUUUUCAAAGAAAUAAAACUAGGCAUUGAGCAAUCUUUCCCUAGAAACCAGGAAUUAGCUACCUUCCGCCGCCUUUGCAUUGAUUCUUCUGUUGAAAAAUUCUUCUCUACGAAGCCUUAUGGUGACAGCAUUCGGUCAUUCCUAUGUUUCUCCUCUCAAAAGGAGAAGAUUACGAUGCCCGCAUUGGAGUUCAAGACGAUCCCGAGAUCCUUUCCACUACUCAGGGUGUUUGACAUUGAGUCCAUCUCAUUCGAUGACUCAGAGAUCUUCCACAAACAGUUUAUUCAGCUAUAUCAUUUGAGAUACAUUGCUUUAUCAAGUGACUCAUUAAAUAUCCUCCCAAAAUUCAUAGGGGACCUGUGGAAUCUACAAACGCUCAUAAUUUGGACUGCACAAGAGACUCUGGACAUACGAGCAGACAUAUGUAACAUGCCACAACUUAGGCAUCUUCACACAAAGGCCUCUGCUAAGUUGUGUCCCUCUGCUGCCGCAGAAACAAAGAAUCAUGGUGCUUUACAAACCCUUACUACAAUAGAACCUGAAAGCUGCACAGAGCAUGUGUUUGCAAGGUGUCAAAAUCUGAAAAAGUUGGGUAUUCGGGGGAAAAUAGCCAAUGGGCUUGGGCGAUUAAUCUUGAAUGCUAACAAGUUAAAAUACCUUGAAAAAUUGAAGCUAGUGAAUGAUUUAGCAGGAGGGACGUUGCAUCUUCCUUCAGAAAAUAUACUCCCCGCGAGUUUGAAGAAGGUAACUUUAUCAGGUACCAUGUUGGAGUGGGCUGAUAUGGUUAUACUUGAGAAAUUGCCAGCCCUUGAAGUCCUCAAACUGAAAAAACACGCAUUCACGGGGGAUUGUUGGGAGUUAAAGGAUAACAGUUUUCCUCAUCUUAAGGUAUUGUGGAUUGAACAGACAGACCUAAUUACCUGGAAAGCUUCUAAUCAUGUCUUCCCGAGGUUAGAGAAGCUUGUUCUUCGUCAUUUAGACAAGCUUAAUGAAGUCCCUAUAGAACUUGCCAAAACGGGGAAGCUGCAAAUGAUGAAACUGGUGAAGACAACCACAACAGCGGUUGAAUCUGCCAGGAAGAUAGAGGCCGAGCGUGAAGAAACGGGUGACACUGGAUUGAAGCUAGACAUCUCUGAUGGCAACUAGUCAAAUCUCUUCCUUCAGAGCUCUCGUCAAGCCUUCUUUUGGUGUUGCUUGCACUUUGCUAGUAUUCUCAGAGGCUCUGUGUCAGUGGGGUUCUGGCGUUGAAGUUUCUAUACGCAUUGGCUGUAUCUGGAUCGUUGUGUGGGUGUUAUCAGAUGCAGUUUCCUAUAUUCUCCUACUGGUUGGCUUUUUCUAAAGAUCAAGACUCCUAUUGGCUUGCAUUGUAUUUAGCACUAUUUCGUCAUCCUUCUCCUAGAGGUGUACCUAAUGUUAUUGUUCAUAGCUUGCUGCGUGACUGAUACUUUGGACCUUGUCUCUUCCUUGUACUGUCUUGUGAUUGGGAUUAACGCGCUCUUAUGUUUCUUCU
Molecule: messenger RNA, 3092 nt
Organism: Lycium ferocissimum
Lineage: Eukaryota; Viridiplantae; Streptophyta; Magnoliopsida; Solanales; Solanaceae
Product: putative late blight resistance protein homolog R1B-17
Exons: 3
Coding region: 98-2728 (876 amino acids)
Biological process (GO): defense response to other organism
Molecular function (GO): ADP binding
Source: RefSeq, a predicted model, not a curated record